GAUGCCCGAAGACCCUCCUCGGCGGACUUCAACUUCGGCACAAGUAUAUCUGGAAGCCGACUCUCCUCUCACAACGGAGCUCACUUCGGAACCUGUACCGGGGAAAGUCAAAGUUCCUCAAAUUGGGUUAUAUGAUGGUACUUCAGACCCCGACUCACACCUCGGUCACUAUACUUCGUGGAUGGAUCUGCAUGGGGCCUCAGAUGCACUUCGGUGUCGUAUGUUUUCUCUUACGUUGGGACCUCGGGCUCAAAAAUGGUUCCAUUCUCUCCCACCUCAUUCUAUUUGGAAGUGGCAACGAUCUCAUUUCAUCGGGGCCCAAGUGUGUUUAAUUCCGAAAGAAUCCCUUGCAAACGUGACUAAAAAAGAUGAUGAAAGCGUCAAGGACUACAUUGCUCGGUUUAAUGAUCGAGUCCAAAACAUGGAGCCCUGUCAUCCUGAAACUCUGCUUGUUAUGGCUAUUGCCGGGCUGAAACCAAACUCAAUUUUUCAUUGGACAUUGUGUCAAAAUAAGCCAAACACCUUUCAAGAAUUCCUUGCCCGAGCUCAACAACACAUCAUAGCCGAAGAAGCCAUGUCGGUACCCGACUUUAAUUUAACCCGAAGUCCUCUAAAGCGGGAACCGAUGAGAAAAAGAAAAACAAAUUUUUUGACAAGCAAAACAAGACUCAAUAUAGAGGACCUCCCCGAGGAGAUCCCAACGACCCUGAAAAAGUUCUAUCGUAACGCCGAUCCCCAGAAACGGGGACCAGGGCGUCAAAUUGAAUCGUAUGAUGAAGACGACGAGGAGGACCGAGGUGUUAUGCCAAAAUGUAUCCGACAAGGGGACAAGGAAGUAUUUAUGUUCACCUCGGAAACACCCAAUUUUAACUCCACUGGAACUUCCCGAGGACGCAAGCGAGACCGAUCUCCUAGCCCGAUGCAAAUCACCGUCCAGCGUGUCAAUACCAACAACACCCAGAGUACAUUAUCCCGUCGACAAAUCAAAGCUUACGCCCGACAAGCUUAUAACUCCAGCAAACAAGUGUAUACUACCGAUCUGAGAGACGUCCUGAAUAACCGGAACUGUCCCAUAACUUUUAAUAUGGAGGAUGCGAAUCAUUUUGCGCACCCUCACUUCGACGCACUUGUUAUUACUGUCCCUAUAUGCGGAAUCCCGGUACAUCGCGUAAUGGUCGACACCGGGACCUACUCGAGCAUUUUGAUGUUAAAAGCUUUUGACAAAAUAGAAUUAAUCUAUGUCGACGAACCGGUCUUUCACAAAUCGUUGCGCAUUGGAAGUCAUCUUCAAGAACCUCUCCGAGCAGAGCUUAUUUCAUUUCUCAAACAUAAUUCUGACGUUUUUGCUUGGAAGCAUGAAGACAUGAAGGGCAUUGAUCCCGGUGUCGCCAGCCAUAAAUUAAACCUCGACCGAACUGUCCGGCCAAUUGUGCAAAAACGAAGAAAAUUGGGACCGGAUCGUCAGAAAGCGUUGGAAGAGGAAGUUAAGAAGCUCAUCGACAACAAGUUCAUUAAAGAGGCCAAGUAUCCGAUAUGGGUCUCAAACCCCGUUCUCGUCAAGAAGAGCAAUGGCCUGUGGAGGCUGUGUAUCGACUUUUUCGACUUGAAUAAAGCGUGUCCGAAAGACAGUUAUCCGCUCCCUCAUAUAGAUUAUAUGGUUGAUGCCACAUCGGGACACGAGUUGAUGAGUUUUAUGGAUGCCUACUCCAGUUACAAUCAAAUUCCUAUGGAUCCCGAAGAUUCCGAAAACACCUCGUUCUAUUCAGCACGGGGCUUGUACUGCUAUACCAUGAUGCCAUUUGGGUUAAAAGACGCUGGGGCCACUUAUCAACGCCUUGUCAACAAAAUGUUUGCUAAUAUGAUAGGUCAUACUAUGGAAGUCUACGUAGACAACAUGCUCAUCAAAUCGGUGCACGCGUCUGAUCACAUAACACACCUACAGGACAUGUUCAAUAUCCUCCGAUCUUAUUCUAUGGUUUUAAAUCCCAAGAAGUGCACCUUCGGAGUUGAGUCUGGAAAAUUUCUGGGCUAUAUGGUCAGCCAACGUGGAAUUGAAGCCAACCCGGCCAAGAUAAAAGCCAUUCAAGAUCUAAUUCCCCCGACCUCGGUCAAGGGUGUUCAGGCCCUAACUGGCCGACUUGCUGCACUCAACCGGUUCAUCUCUAAAUCCACAGAUCGGUGUAAACCUUUUUUCGAAGCAAUCAAAAAAGGAAAGCACUUCGAAUGGACCGAAGAGUGUCAGAAAGCCCUCAUCAGCAUCAAGGAAACACUCGCCUAUCCACCGACGUUACAAAAACCGAAACCCGAGGAAAUACUGUUUUUGUACCUCGGAGUCAGUGAUUCGGCGAUCAGCGCCGUUUUAGUACGUGAGGAAGGGACGUUACAAUCACCCAUUUAUUACGUCAGCAAAGCCCUACAUGACGCCGAACUACGCUACCCCCCUAUGGAGAAGUUAGCGUUUGCACUUGUUAUUGCCGCCCGGAAACUGCGACCUUAUUCUCAAGAACAUUCU
Molecule: messenger RNA, 2512 nt
Organism: Striga hermonthica
Lineage: Eukaryota; Viridiplantae; Streptophyta; Magnoliopsida; Lamiales; Orobanchaceae
Source: the annotation of a GenBank genome assembly